This is a messenger RNA of Aureococcus anophagefferens, 1815 nucleotides long. RefSeq lists its product as hypothetical. The transcript is spliced from 3 exons. NCBI's taxonomy places the organism in Eukaryota, Pelagophyceae, Pelagomonadales, Pelagomonadaceae. The record is from RefSeq and is a predicted model, not a curated record. Bases 1 to 1815 code for a protein of 604 amino acids.
AUGAUGACGCCCAUGGGGGAGAAGGUGCGCGCCCCGAAGCAGGGCGGCCUCGAGGUCGGCGCGACGGUCGCGACGCUGCUGCUGCUCGUCGCGACGUCGGUCUGGACCUUCCACGUACAAAAGAUGCCGAACUUUCAGAUCAAGCUCGACGUGGCCUGGACGAUCACGGACCUCGGCCAGACCGUCGGCGGCGGGUCCUACGUGCUCGUCCGCAAGUACGGCGUCUGGAAGCUGUCGUGCCAGCUCUGGAAGCACGGCGGCCGGGCGCUCGGCGCGCUCAUGUACGCCCUGAGCUGCGUCUGGCCCCACGUGAAGCUGCUGCUCGUCGCGGCGCUCGUCGUCCGGGCGCGGCUCUACCGGACCUUCGACAAGCGGUUCCACGCGCUCACGUUCCUCGGCCGCGCGGCCUUUGUGGACGUGGCCUGCAUCAUCAUCUUCGUCGCCGUCGGCCGCUUCGCGGGCCGCGUCGAGGUGAAGCCCUUCGUCUACGAGUCGACGCCGGAGAUGCACUUUUCGCUAAACUUCGCGGGCCGGCCCGCGCGGGGCGUGCUCGCCUACUGCCUCACGGUCAUCGUCGGCCAGGCGCUGACGCACGGCGUGCUCGUCGUCCUGGAGGCGUGCGCGACGGGCGACGAGUGCGAGAUCGAAGACGACCCGGCCUUCCUCGAGGACGACGCGUCCGACGACGACGACGGACAGUUCAUCCCGAAAAAGACGAAGACGGCGAUUCGCGACCCCCACCCCUGCGUGAGCUUCGUCGACGACGACGACGACGGCGAGCUCGACGUCGCGCGCACGGUCUUCGUCCUCGCCGUCGCGGGCCUGGGCUUCGCGGCGUUGGGCUAUUCCCUGCGCCUGAGCGCGGCGCCGACGAUCAUGUCCUACUCCUUCCGGUCCGACGUCAACGUCCGCCUCCGCGACGUCUACGACUACGACUGGCUGCCGCCCGAGCUCAAGGACCAGAUCCUGCUGCACUUCGACAAGCACAACGACCACGACUUUAGCACCUGGGACAUCAUCGCGGCGGCGCGACUGCGGCGCCCAUUCAUGUGUCAUGUCGACCGGACGUUCGACGGCGUGCCCCCGAAGCGGCCGAGCAGCACGUUCCUGUUCCAGCUGGCGCACUUCUUCGUCGUCGUGGCGCCCCUCGCGCGCGUCGCGUGCCUCGGCGCGGCCUGCGUCGUGCCGUCGCGCGUCGCGCGCGUCGUGCUGCGCGGCGUCGUCGACGUCGUCUCGAUCUUCGUCGCCGCGGACGCGUUCCUGCUGGCGCUCGGCGUGACCAUCGUCGACCUGCGGUCCAUGCUGUACGAGUUCACCAACCAGCAACUUCCCGUAUCUCUCGAGGACUCGCUCACCGUCGACAUCCACGCGAAGACGGCCUGGUUCUUCGCGCUCUUCGCGCUCGUCGUCGGCGAGUCCGUCGUCUCCUACCGCGUCGCGCGGCCCUUCGUCGACGCGAUGAUCCGCGGCGACUGGCGACAUCACGACAAGCACGAGCCGACGGAGGCGACGCCCCUGCUCCCGCCGUCGUCGGCCGUGACGAAGACGGACCAGCGGGCCUUCCGAAAGGUCGUCGCGGCGCGGUCGAGGAACGCGCGCGCGGCCGCGUUCUCGAGGCAGCAGCGCGCGACGCCGCGGCAGGGCAUGGCCAGCAACACGGGCGCGACGCCCUCCGGGCCGCAGCGCAUCAUGCGCCAGCGGUGCGGGCCCUUGACGCCCUUGCGCGCCGCGGGCGCCCGCUGCGCGUCGAGGAGCGUGCACUCGCUCUGGACGUGCGCCAGCUCGUGCGUGCCGUUGCCGCCGACGACGGCGUAG